AUGCCUUCCCCCGCCCGCGUCGGUACUCUGUACCCUGCCUUCCGCAGCAAGUUCGGCCCCAAGUACAACACAAUCCCCAACGUUGGUGGCUGGACCAUUGCCUCCGUCGUUAAGCUCGGAACCCGUGCUGCAGGUUUCGGCGCUGCCGCCGGUGUUGCCGCCCUCUUCUACACCUCCGGCAUCCCGAGAAUUCAGAACGACAUCCUUGUUAAGAUCCCCAUUGUUGGCCCCAAGUUCCUCAAGGAGGUUCCCCCUGCGUCUGACAACCCAUUCUAA
Molecule: messenger RNA, 276 nt
Organism: Colletotrichum paranaense
Lineage: Eukaryota; Fungi; Ascomycota; Sordariomycetes; Glomerellales; Glomerellaceae
Exons: 6
Coding region: 1-276 (91 amino acids)
Biological process (GO): mitochondrial electron transport, ubiquinol to cytochrome c
Source: RefSeq, a predicted model, not a curated record